AUGGUGGAAACAGGAAACGGGCACUGGGAGCUGGGACUGGGAAGUGCCGCUGGGCACCGGGAGCUGGUCCUGGACACUGCGAAUUGGGACUGUACAAUUCCAGCUCAGGGACAGGAAGGUGUCCUGCAGGAGCUGGUGCUCGGAGCAGGGCAGCCCCCAGACCCUGGGAUCAGCGAGGAGCAGCGCCAGGCCCAGGAGGAAUGGGAGGCUCUGGAAGUGAUCCAGUCAGGGUUGGGGGGCACCUCAGGCGCGCCCCUCCCUCCGAUUUCCUUCACUGAGGCGCUGCAGCACUUCCAGAGCGCGGAGCUCUUCGAGAGCCGGGGGAAGGUCCGGACACCAGGGCGCCGGGGGAUCCUGACCGCCCUGCUCCGCUGCCUCCGUGGGCCCCCCCAGCUCCGGCCGCAGCUCCGGGGAGAGCAGGAGCUGGUGCUGGCCAUGGCACAGUGUGCCCUGGAUGACUCGGAGCGGGUGCACAUGCGGAUCCUGCAGACCAUCUACCAGCAGCUGACACGCUCCAGGCUGGGCUGCCCCCGCUACGGAGCACACUGGGAGGAGCUGGGCUUCCAGGGUGCGGAUCCUGGGACUGACCUGCGUGGGACGGGAAUGCUGGGGCUGAUGCAGAUCCUGUUCUUUGUCCUGGAUUCUCGGACUUUGCCACUGGCACGGGAAAUUUUCCAGCUCUCCCAGCAUGAAACCCAGAAUUUUCCCUUCUGCAUCAUGUCCGUGAACAUCACCCGGAUUGUCAUCCAGGCGCUGCAGGAGGAGCGGCUUUCCCGGGAGUGCAACCAGCGGCAGCAGGUGAUCGGGGUGCUGAAUGACCUGUACGCUGCUGCCUUCCUGCAGCUCUCCCGCCUCUGGAGGCAGCAGCAAGGCACCAUUGCCGACGCUGGCUUCUUCCUCAAGGAGCUGGAAUUAUCCACCAAAAAGAAGCCACGGCAGCUGCUGAAAUCCCUGGAAGCCUACCUGAGCUGUGGCCUACAGCCUCCCUCCCCUCUCUCCUCCCAGAUCCACUUCACUGGCCUUUGUGACCCCGGGGCAGAGCUGGAGGGAGAUUCCCGGCUGAUCUGACAAGGGCCGGGACACGGCAUAGGGAGUUCUGCUGGUGGAUCAGCCCUUGGAGGCAGACACACCACUGUUCCCCCUGGUUUGGGGGCUUGGGAAAGGCCGGGAGAGGUCACGGAGCUGGGAUCUUGUGCUUCAGGUGGAAUUCUCUGGAAGCAAAGGAGGAAGAGGUGGUGGAGCAGGAGAUUCCAUGAUUCCAGCCUGCCACUGGGAUAGUCCCUGUCUCCAUCCCAAAUUGAGGGUCCCACCUGGGUCCUUGCCCUCCCCAGCUGGAGCCUGAAGCUGGUGCUGAGUUCCUGGAUCCCAUCCUGGCUCCAGCAGUGCCUGGAAUGGGUGAUCCCCCACUUUGGGCUGUGGCAGAACCCCCAGGGUCACUGUGGGGUGUCAGCACCCAAAACAGUGAUUAAAGGGAGGAGACGAGGGAUCUGGUGGAAAAGAGUUUUGGAUUUGCCACUGGACUCUGUAUCUGGGGAAAGGUGAACUGGGGGUGCCCAGAGUCCACUUUGGGGUGAAAAAGGUGCUGUGGAGGAGAGAAACGAGGGUUGAGAGCCGCAAGGAGGAGGGGAAGGAUUAUUCCCUCCCUCUGGGAGCAGCUCAGGGCCAAUGUUUGGGAAUGUCCCCAGGCCCCUAAAAAUGGGGAAAAGCAGCCCCCAAAGUCCAAAUCUGGAGGAAGAUGAGGGGUUUGGAGGAGAGAAGUGGGAGCUCGGGUGAGAAUGGAGUGUUGUGGCCCUAGUUCCCCUGAGAGGGAGAUGAUUCCUGAGGGGUGGGAA
Pseudopodoces humilis (Tibetan ground-tit) is the source of this 1832-nucleotide messenger RNA. NCBI's taxonomy places the organism in Eukaryota, Metazoa, Chordata, Aves, Passeriformes, Paridae. The record is from RefSeq and is a predicted model, not a curated record.